AUCUAAUUGUUGAAGCGUCCGGUGAUAGAGACUUUAGACCUUUUAUUUUAAAGGAGCAAUAAUAUUAGAAUAGUUUUUUGUAAAAGUUUUUAUUAACAUUCAUUAUAAUUUAUUUCAUUAUUUAAUCUAUUUUCUAAACUAAUAUUUGCAUAUCUAUAUACAUAUAUGCACACAUACAUUUUAUUUAUAUGUAUAUGUACAUACAUAGCUAUAUAUUAUAUAUUAAUGCAGCGGUAUUUAUUAAAGCGGCCGGUAGGGCUUUCCACUCCCCAAAUGCAAAUGUUCCCCCCAACUGUUUCGCCGAUCAUUCAUUGCAUCCCAUAUGCGCGCUAAGGGUCCGCAAGCAAGCUGUAGAAAUCAGUCGUUAGCCGAUGCUUCGGUGUUGCUAAGAGCGCGUGGCGUGCGAAAAAAAAUUACAACAAUUGGUAAAAUAUAAUAUUAAAAGAAAGGCGUACUAAUGAAAUCACAAGUCACUCGACGCUGUUAAAUUAAAGUUAAAUUAAUAAUAAAGCAGUGUCAGUUGUAAACUUCUCGGGCAACACUUACAAACGUGUAAGCAAUUGAAUUGCUGUUGUUGUAUUGCAAAUUGAAAAAGUGUGUAAUUUAUACUUAAAAAACAGGCUGUGGUUCAUUUUACAUAUUUAAGUAAAUACUUUAAAAGCCUAAUAAAAUGCAUCAAUAUGAGAAUAUGAUAAGAACGCAAUUAACCGCAACCUGUGAGCGGCAAGUGGAGUUCGUAGAACCGACUUUGGGAUUAUGUGCAGCGACGUGUUUCAAACGGAAGGAUAAUAAAAAGCUCGAUGGCCUAAAACACGUAACGGAUGCACAUCAAUUUCCAGAAGAUGAGGAACCAAAUAUACUGGGUCAUGGCACACCGAUGGAAGAAAAGUCUGAUCCAUUAACCACCGAGAAGUUAAUGAAAUUCAAAACUGUAUUGAAUUUUGAAGAUGCACCUGAUCACCUUAAAUUCAAUCCUUACAUUCGUCGUGGCUACCGCACAUUCCUCUCCACAAAAUUAUGCCUACAAAGCGUUUUCUGGUGGACCAACGAAACUAUCAAUAUUUGGAGUCAUCUCUUUGGUUGUCUGCUCUUCAUAGGCCUAACCAUAUUCGAUUUCCAGUUUCUGCAAGCGCAUGCGGAUGUAAGCGAUCAGGUGCUGGUUGUGUGUCUCUUGGUCUGCUUCUGCCUAUGCAUGCUGCUCUCUUCAAUUUAUCAUAUAUUCUCCUGCAAAUCAGAAGAGCAUUAUGAUUUCUUCUUGUCCGUGGACUUCUUGGGUAUUUGCUUAUCGUUGGUGGCGAUCUAUAUCAGUGGCAUGUACUAUGCAUUUUGGUGCUUCAAGACACUCCGUCUCGUCUACUCUGUGAUUGCAUUGUGUAUGUUCGGCUUGGCGAUGAUGGUGCAAAUUCCCAAGUUGAAUGUCUCUUUGGACGCUAAAAUCGCUGUGCUGGUACUGUGGGCCGCCUACGGUAUUAUACCGUUAGCGCAUUGGACCUAUGUGAUGGGUGGAUUUGACAAUGAGUUGGUGCGGUUAAUGGUGCCGCGCAUAAUUGGUAUGUAUGGCUGGUGCGCUGUCGCUUUCGUUAUUUAUGCCGCGAAAAUACCAGAGCGUUGGCUUACCGGCAAGGUGGAUUAUGUUGGACAUUCGCACAAUUGGUGGCAUCUGUUCAUUUUGGCCGCUUUCUAUCACUGGCACAACACUGGUCUUGUCUAUGCUGAGUAUCGUUUGAAUAACGGUUGUAGUCUUCCAACAUUGACAUAGAUCAUUGAACCUAAACCAAAUCGCGUUGUUAUUUAAUUAUUUUAAAUUUUUUUCCAACGCCUAGGCAUAUCUUUAGUGUAUGUUGUUAUUACUUUGUGAUUUCAGCACGUUAAUCAUUCAAUGAGGCACCUCAACAACGGCUAGUAAACGUACCUUUAAAUAUACAUAUACCUACAUAUAUAUAUACAAAUAUGGAUAUAUUCAUAACUUUAUAGGUACUUAGUUGUAAUUGCAAAUCUAGUUCAGUCACUCAUUAUUUAGUUUUAAUGCACAUUUGUAUAUACAUAAUCGAAAUAUUUAGAAGAAGAAUUUAUUAUUUGGUUUCGAAGACUUUGUUACUCUUUUGAAAAUAUGUAAUUAAUAAAGUUGCAUGUUAUAAAGACACUACAUAUAAGUGAAAUGUAGGUGAAUGUCUUUAAAUUUUAAGGAAAUCGGUAUUUAAAAGUA
This is a messenger RNA of Bactrocera oleae (olive fruit fly), 2206 nucleotides long. RefSeq names its product progestin and adipoQ receptor family member 3. Gene Ontology annotation, cellular component: membrane. NCBI's taxonomy places the organism in Eukaryota, Metazoa, Arthropoda, Insecta, Diptera, Tephritidae. The record is from RefSeq and is a predicted model, not a curated record. Gene Ontology annotation, molecular function: signaling receptor activity.